AGGAAGGCGAAGUGGUCGAGGAAGGCGAGAUUCUGGACGAGCCGAGCCCACCGGUGAAGGAUGCAGCGCCCCCCGCAGACCUGGGGAAACCAGAGACGCUUCCUCCAGCGGCGCCGCUUCCGAGCGUUUCUCCAGAACCGGCGCCCGAGCCAGCAGCCAAGGUAGAUGAUCCCAAGAAUACCAAGACGCCUGGGAAGAAGACGAAGUUCAUCACCGACCGCGCACAGCGCUUCUUGCAGAUGCGUGAGGAAUUGUGGGCCGCAGCUUCGGAAGAAGCAUCCCUUCUACGAACUUUCGAGGCGCCGUUGCAUCGCCACUACUUCCACCAGAAGGUUUUGAGUUCGGCGCAACUGGACGCCUGGCGACGCUUCUUGGACUUCGAGGAGUCACGCGAGCCUCGAGAUUGGCGGCGAUUGCAAGGGUUGUUUGAAAGAUGUUUGAUCGUGGCGAACAAUUACUUGGAAUUUUGGCUGCGCUACGCCAGCGUGUUGGAACAAGCUGAGGCGGCUCAUGGCCAAAACAAGCCUGAGAUCUCUUGCGGCUUGCUGCGAGGUGCCUGCCUGUCGGGCCGCCUCUCCCGACGGCCGGAUGCAUUGGCGGCCUGGGCGGAGCUGGAGGAAUCCUGCGGAAGGGUCGAUCGUGCUCGAGUCUUGUUGGAUGCCACGCUGAGCGGAUGCGGUGAAUAUCACGCAGGCCCUGAAUUGCAAAUUCCCCUGGGACGUCAACCUCUCUGGGUCACGGGAGCAGCGACUUGGCUCUACGCCGUGCAUCUCUGGAGCUGCGACACCAGGAGUCGGAGAAGUCGAUGA
Cladocopium goreaui is the source of this 809-nucleotide messenger RNA. The record is from the annotation of a GenBank genome assembly. NCBI's taxonomy places the organism in Eukaryota, Dinophyceae, Suessiales, Symbiodiniaceae.